AUGGCUGGUCCUAUCGAAAGAAUUCAGGUUUUGGAUGAUAUUGAAAAAGAUAUAAUUACUUGCUUACAAUGUGCAGCUCAAGCUUUAUUAGAGUUGGGAAAAGAGAAGUCAAGUCAAAAACAAGCAGAAAGUAAUACUUCUCAGUUUCUUAGAACUUUAAGUCAGGUUGAAUCAAAAUUGAGUGAUCAAAUAAAUUAUUUGACUCAAGUGUCAACAGGUCAACCACACGAAGGCUCAGGCUAUGCUUCACAAAAAGUACUGCAAAUGGCCUGGCAUAGACUUGAACAUGUACGGUCUUGGGUUAAUGAAUUAGAGAGACAUAAAGCAUCACAUUUGGCAGCUGUUAAUCGAACACCAGUUGGUGUAGCAAAUGGCAGUAUGACCUCUUCUGGGACUAGUACACAA
Molecule: messenger RNA, 405 nt
Organism: Brenthis ino (lesser marbled fritillary)
Lineage: Eukaryota; Metazoa; Arthropoda; Insecta; Lepidoptera; Nymphalidae
Source: the annotation of a GenBank genome assembly